AUGGCCGACGAGAACUUCGAGGAUGAUCUCUUCGCCGACCUCUACGACGAUAAUGAUGCCUCGGCCGCUCCUGCCCCGCCGUCCGCGCCCGUAAAGGAGCAGCAGCCAGCCGCUGUAGACCCGUCGCCCGUCGCAGCCCCAGCCGACGGUCCGUCCGAUGGUCACGCCGCAUCCGCUGGUGACGAGAACGGUUACGGCGGAGACUACCACGAGAACGAGGAGGCCUACGACGAUGACGAUGACGUCGACUUCAACCUGGGCAACGGCUCGGCUCAUGCUGCCGCCCCUGUCCACCAACAGGAGGAGGCCGAAACGCCUAGUUUCCACGCCGCAAGAGGUGGUCCCAGUGCCAAGGAGGAUGGGUUUGCAGACCUAUUUGGGUUAUGGCCAGAACGCCUGAGUCAAGGCAACACGAGACACUGUGGUGCCGCGAGGAUCGUGCUGCUUGGACGUGAUGGUGGCCCAAUGUCUAUGAGUUCUGGGUGA
This is a messenger RNA of Neoarthrinium moseri, 486 nucleotides long. RefSeq lists its product as uncharacterized. The coding region runs from base 1 to 486 and encodes 161 amino acids. The record is from RefSeq and is a predicted model, not a curated record. Lineage: Eukaryota; Fungi; Ascomycota; Sordariomycetes; Amphisphaeriales; Apiosporaceae. The transcript is spliced from 3 exons.